Acipenser ruthenus (sterlet) is the source of this 1731-nucleotide messenger RNA. RefSeq lists its product as uncharacterized. The record is from RefSeq and is a predicted model, not a curated record. The annotation marks the transcript as partial. NCBI's taxonomy places the organism in Eukaryota, Metazoa, Chordata, Actinopteri, Acipenseriformes, Acipenseridae. The transcript has 4 exons.
ACAUGGCAAUGCCUAGAGGUUGGAAUAAUGGCAGGAUGCACCAUUUCUCCACUGGCUUUUACCAUGGCAAUGGAAGUAAUCAUUAGGGCAUCAAAAUGGGUAGUAGGAGGAGAGCGCUUGGCUUCUGGAAUGCGACUACCACCAAUUCGAGCAUACAUGGAUGACAUGACAACCAUGACUACAACAGUAGCCUGCACUAAUCGAUUAUUGGGCAAAUUAACCAAUAACAUUGAAUGGGCACGAAUGCAAUUCAAGCCCACUAAAUCAAGGAGCAUCUCUAUAAUUAAAGGCAAAGUAGUAGAUAAAACAUUCUUCAUUAAUGGUGAGGCAAUACCAACAGUGUCUGAGAAGCCAGUGAAGAGUCUUGGGAGAUGGUACGACGGGGAUCUAAAGGACACAGUUCGUGUGGGAGAAGUUAGACAACAAGCAGUGGAAGGGUUGAAGAGCAUAGACAGCUGCGCUCUACCAGGUAAACUAAAACUCUGGUGCUUUCAGUUUGGUCUACUGCCGAGGUUGCUGUGGCCACUGACUGUGUACGAGGUUUCUUUGACAACAGUAGAGAAGCUGGAAGCUUUAAUCAGUUCAUACAUCAGGAAAUGGUUGGGAGUUCCACGCUGCCUCAGCAGAGUGGGACUUUAUGGUAAAGGAAUACUGCAGCUACCAGUCUCUGCUCUAACCGAGGAGUUUAAGUGCGCCAAGGUCAGACUGGAAAUGACAUUAGUAGAGUCACGCGAUAAAUGCGUAAGGGAGGCAGCACCUGUGUUGAAAACUGGAAGAAAGUGGGCGGCAAAGAAAGCUGUGGAAGAUGCAAAGGCUGCCCUUCGAAUUGGUGAUAUCAUGGGGCAAGUUCAGCAUGGAAGAGGGGGUCUUGGUUUCAGUUCAACUCCUCCUACAUGGCACAAGGCGGCCCCAGCUCAAAGGAGGAAGAUGGUAGUCAACGAGGUGCAAAAGCAGGAGGAGAGGAUGAGGUGUAUAAAGGCCAUUUCCCAGGCCAAACAGGGAGAAUGGAUGAGAUGGGAGAGUGUGGAACAACGCAAGAUUGGCUGGCAAGACCUAUGGUCAAUGGAACAGAGCAGGAUCAGUUUCCUCAUCAGGUCAACAUAUGAUGUUCUCCCAUCACCACAGAACCUAAACCUCUGGGUAGGAGAGGAUCCCUCAUGUCCUUUGUGUUCAUCACCUGCAACAUUAAGGCACAUUUUGACAGGAUGUAAGGUGGCUCUUAGCCAAGGACGGUUUACUUGGCGCCAUGACCAGGUGCUGCGAUGUUUGGCCUUAGCAUUGGAAGACAAGCGUAACAUGACCAAUAAGUUGCCACCUGUUCCAUCCCUGCAAAAUGGGAGGGGCCAGACUAGCAGUGUAAUCCGAUACCCUGAUGAGGUCACCAGUGCAAAGGCAAAGAAGCUGUAUAAGAACAAGCUAAUGAAGGAGUCCCCAGAGACACUGAUAGCAGACUGCAGCCUGGCUGGGGACAAGAGGACCAAAACCAACCUGCUGUUCUAUACAGAGCACCCAACUGCCUGGCACACAACCCUCUGCACAGCACAUAACCCCCGCACCCUCCCGCUCACCCCCAGACUGCCCAGCACAGUGCAGCACUUGAAGGAAUGCCUCUCACUGCUGGAAGUGGAGUUUGCAGAAUUCAAGGAGUUCACUCUGACCACGCUGACAGAGAACGACCUCGUGCAGCAGAUAAGAGACGAGGUGAGGCAGCCUGCAGGAUUUUUGCUUUGA